AAUUUCAAGAGGAAGAUCGAACAAAUAUUCCACAGAGUACUGAUAUACACAGGAAAACAUAUUUAAUCAUAUUAUCCUUGCAUAUUUCCCUGCGAUCCUUUGUCUGAGCAUAUUAUUUUUCUAUUUCGCAACCCCCCUCCCUCCCAUUUUCUCUGUUCUUGGCUCCAUCUUCACUGGCUCAUUGGCGAAUCUCUCCUCCAUGUCCACUUUCGAUCAGCGAGAUUCUCCUCCCAGUGACGCUUUACGGUACGUUUUGGCCCGUUCGUUCGUUCGUUCGGUAAGCCAUCCCUAAGUCAAGUUGACCGACGAAUAGAAAGAACAAGGGCAAGCAAGCCAUUCCUUUUGCUUCCUUUCCAGCAUCUGUCUCUUGGAAGUAAUUUAACCAUCCUUCUCCGUCCGUUACGCUGUUUCAGGUUAAAAAAUAUUGAGGGUGCAGCACACUUGCUUUCCUCUCUUCCCAGAAUCCAUCUCGCUUUCCUUCACAUGCAUUGCGACCAUUUCCCUUCUGAAGUUCUUCUUCCCCCUUCAAAUAAAUGUUGCAGGCGUCGCUCUCAGUGACGGUAGCAGCCUAAGUUUUGUUUUUUUCCCCUUAUUUCCUCUCCAUUUCGAUCUUUUCUUGGAUUCAAAAUUGCUCUCUUUGAUACAUUUCUAACUGUAGCAGUCUAGAGAUUGAUUUGUUCUGCUUGCUUCCUUUCCUGAUCUCUUUGCUUCUACAAAUUUAUGAGUUCAUCUUUCUCUGCAAACAAAUGUUGGAGGCUUCUCCCCUUGAUCACGCAGUCACCGAGGCAUGUUUUACACCGGGGAAGCACCAACAUGAGCUCAAAAAGUUGCGAGCUCCAAAACAAAUGGGAGGCUUCCAAUGUUAGAUCUGUUACUUUGCUGGUAAUUUUUCUUCUCCAGAUCAGCGGCACGCUAGGCCUCAACGGAGAUGGAGAGCUGUUGCUCGAGUUCAAGUACUCCGUUCUCAGCGACCCUAUGGCCGUGCUCAGCGACUGGAACCUCUACGAUGACACGCCCUGCUCUUGGAAUGGAGUCGUCUGCACGGGAUUCCCGGAGGCAGCUGCUUUCAAUUGGAGUCCCCCUGCUAAUUGCGGUGGCGGUGGCCGCCACAAUGUGGAGGUUUCCAUGGCUUCUAGAGUCAUCAGCCUGGUCCUGCCUAACUCCCAGCUCUUGGGAUCCGUCCCCGCAGAGCUCGGCUUUGUCCAACACCUCCGCCAUCUGGACCUCUCCGGUAACAUGCUCAACGGCACACUCCCGCCAGCCCUCUUCAACGCGUCCGAGCUCCGCGUGCUUUCGCUGGCCAACAACGCCAUCUCCGGCGAGCUCCCGGACUUGGACGAGUUCAGCAGCAGCCUCCAGGUGCUCAAUCUCUCCGACAACGCGUUGACUGGUAGGUUGCCGUCGAAGCUCUCGCGGCUGCCGAACCUCACCGUCGCCUCGCUCUUCAACAACUACCUCUGCGGAGAGCUUCCUGUCGGCGGGUACGAGCGGCUACAGUAUUUGGACCUCAGUUCCAACCUCAUCAACGGCUCCCUGCCGACGGAACUCGGCGGGGCGAGGCUCCGUUACUUGAACCUGUCUUACAACCGGCUUUCCGGAUCGAUCCCUCCGGAGCUGGGGGCGAGAAUUCCAGCAAAUGCCACGGUGGAUCUCUCGUUCAACAAUCUCACGGGAGUGAUACCAAACGGCGGCGCUUUCGGCUCUGAGAAACCGAUGGCUUUUGCUGGAAACCCUAGCCUCUGCGGCAGGCCGCUCAGGAACCCGUGCACCAUCCCUUCCUCUCUCUCCAGCGCUCCUCCCAAUACCUCCAGCGUGACCUUGCAACCGGCUAAAUCUCCCCCAGCCUUUGCAGCAUUCCCCAAUCCCGACGGAACCACUCCGGAUACUGCCGGCCAGAGCACGGCCGGCCGUGGAUCGCUUCGACCGUUGGCGAUUAUCCUGAUCACGGUCGGGGACUUGGCUGGCAUUGCGAUCAUCUCCGCAGUAAUCUUGCACGUAUACCAUGCGAAGAAGAGGAAGAGGCAAAAGCAGCAAGAUGAACUACAGCAGGAUGAUGGUCGAAGCAACUGGUUGAAGAAUGAACGGCCUCCAGCGGCCACAGAAGCAGCCGACGCUAGCGAUUGCAGUGUGAUCAGGUCAUUAUCAUGUUGUUUGAGGAAGAAAAGCGACGACGGAGGCGACACCGAGGAGACAUCAGAGUCGUCGGAGUCACCAGAGACGGAGGCGGAAGACGAAGACGCAGCGUGCAAGGGCGCGGAGGGGGAGGACGGCAAAUCCAACCACCUGCAGCAGAAGGAGCAACAUGCAGAGGCUACUCUCGUCAUUGUGGACGGCGAGACUAACCUGGAAAUGGAGACUCUGCUCAAGGCCUCGGCUUUCAUCCUCGGGGCAAGUGCGUCGAGCAUCGUCUACAAGGCGGUGCUCGCCGACGGCACCGCCUUGGCUGUGCGUCGGAUCGGGGAGAGCAGCCUCGUCAACAAGUACAAGGAAUUCGAUGCGCAGGUCCGCAGCAUAGCCAAAUUUCGGCAUCCAAAUCUCCUUCGUCUCCGGGGAUUCUACUGGGGCUCCGACGAGAAGCUUCUCAUCCACGACUACGCAACCAAUGGCAGCCUCGCCAACAUCACAUUUAGCAACAAGAAGCUCGGCUCGUCAGCGUUACAUCUGAGCUGGGAAACGCGUCUCCGGAUCGCAAGAGGCGUGGCGAGGGGGCUCGCCUAUCUCCACGACAAGAAGACCUUGCACGGCAAUGUCAAACCAAGCAACAUUCUCCUGGAUUCCGACACGGAAGCCAAGAUCGGAGAUUUCGGCCUCGAUCGAGCGAUGGCCGGCGCUGGCCCAUCAACCCGGCAGUUCGGGAGCAAACGCUCCACGCACUCCUCGAUCAGCUUACCGGAUUUGUCGGCGUCUGCAGGAGCCAGUCCAUCCGCCGCCGGCGCGUCCUCCGCGUCGAGGUUCGCUCCUCCACCCUACCAGGCGCCGGAGUCGCUGAAGAACCUGAAGGCCAGCGUGAAGUGGGACGUGUACGCCUUCGGGAGGGUGUUGCUGGAGCUGAUCGCGGGGCGGGUGCUUUCGGAGCUGGAGCUCUGCCGCCUGAACUCUGGCUUUGUCGCGGAGGAACAGAACUGGGCAGUGAGGAUGGCGGACGCCGCCAUACGAGACGAGGUGGAGGGCAAGGAGGAGGCGUUAUUAGGGUGCUUCAAGCUAGGGUUUGCUUGCUGCGCCACGGCGCCGCAGAGGAGGCCUUCGAUGAAGGAUGCUGUGCAGGUGCUGGAAAAUUUGUACUCCGGCUCUUCUUCUGCCACUGCCACUUGACCUCUUCGUCUUUGGACAACUAAAAGCCCUCUCACAGAAGAAAAUUUUCUCAUCUAACGAUCUCUGAACACAUCUCGAAAGAUAUCCUACAGUGCUAUUGAUAUUCUUCCUUUACUACCAACUGUUUUCAUUUGUACAUUCUCUUUUGCAGGCGUCCUAAUUGUUCUUAUUUUUCUUUCUA
Messenger RNA from Zingiber officinale, 3493 nucleotides. Its product is annotated as probable LRR receptor-like serine/threonine-protein kinase At4g37250. The coding region runs from base 721 to 3312 and encodes 863 amino acids. The transcript has 2 exons. NCBI's taxonomy places the organism in Eukaryota, Viridiplantae, Streptophyta, Magnoliopsida, Zingiberales, Zingiberaceae. The record is from RefSeq and is a predicted model, not a curated record. Gene Ontology annotation, biological process: protein phosphorylation. Gene Ontology annotation, molecular function: protein kinase activity; receptor serine/threonine kinase binding; ATP binding.